Molecule: messenger RNA, 821 nt
Organism: Vigna angularis (adzuki bean)
Lineage: Eukaryota; Viridiplantae; Streptophyta; Magnoliopsida; Fabales; Fabaceae
Product: phytochrome A-associated F-box protein
Exons: 1
Coding region: 51-737 (228 amino acids)
Molecular function (GO): protein binding
Source: RefSeq, a predicted model, not a curated record
CUCCAUCUGAAUAGAAAGACUGAGUUGUGGUCGCUGAAAACCAAGCUUCAAUGGAGGAGGACAGUGGUUUCUCAAUGCUAAACGACGACAUCGUGCUCGUGGUUUUCGCGAAGCUGGAAGACGAUCCACGUCACUGGGCUCGCGUGGCCUGCGUCUGCACAAGAUUUUCUUCUCUCAUUCGCCACUUCUGCUGGAAGACUAAGUGUUCCCAAACCCUCCCUUCACUCCUCUCUGAUUCCCCCGCCACCUGCGCCUCCCUCCUCAAGCUCGCCGUCUGCUGCCCCGGCCUCCGCCACGCCGGCAUCGCCGCUGAUCGGGACGCCUCAAAAAACCCCAAGACCUGCCGGAAACCGCAUUUGGCUCGCGGGAAUUGGGAUCUGAGGAGGGAGCAGGGCUGCAAGCUUCUGGCGCGACAGUUCCGCGAUGAUUGCUUGUACCUCUGUGACUGGCCUGGCUGCGUCCACCCCCACAAGAAGCGCAAGUACAUGCUCUUCAGAGGGAUUUUCAAGGACUUCAAAACUACCCGCGUUUGGACAAGCCUCGACGGUGAUAAAAGAAAGAAACUUCCCGUGGAGUGUGCGUUUUGCACGAGCCGAUACACUUGGGACCUCCACUCUGCUUUCUGUCUCAGACGAGGUUUCGGGUACCAAAUUGACGGGGAACCUGUUGUUCGAGCUUAUGUUUGUGAAAACGGUCAUGUCUCCGGCGCUUGGACCGAUGUCCCCUUGUUCUCUUGAUUAUCUUUUUUUGCUUUCUUCUGCUUCUCAACAUGCUGCUUUUGUUAUUUCUUUCAAUAGAUACAAAAAUAUUAGGAGACAUAA